UGCUUUAACUUUUUAUGUUGUUACACUAUCUGUUAUACUAGGAGGAUGCAUACUUAUACUUGGUUUCCUUUACUGUGUAUCCAGAAUUUGUUUCUCAAACUUCUAUGGGGUAGUUUGGGAGAUCACGAUAAGCAAAUUAAAGAAGAAAGGUGAUUGUAAACAGAUAGAUGUUGAUUCGAAAUGCUUCAGAGGACCUGAGAAGGAGAUAGUUCAUGGAAGUCCAUUUUCUCUUUCAGGGGUUUGUUACAAGUAUACAGAUCGGUCCUUGGCACGAAGUGUAUCUCAGCAAAAGGAAGGAUAUUUUGAUAAUCCCGGAUUUCAGGGUUGUAUAGAUCCAGUCGGAUUCAAGGGGUGCAUGGAUCAAGCCGAAUUUAAGGGAUGCACGGAUCCAGCCGGAUUCAAAGGAUUUAUGGAUGUACCCGGACUCAAGGAAGAUAUGGACCCAGUCGGAUUUGAGGAUUGUACUGAUCAAUCCGGAUUCCAAAUACAUCUUAGAAAAUCUCGUUUCCAGAGAGGAUGCCUAGAUCUCUCCGGAUGUCCUACAGUGCUGCUAAGUAUAAAUGAAAACUCAUUAAGAAAAGAACAAAACGAAAAUUUUGAAAAAGAAAUGGAAAAAGAAAAACACGACAUAAAACAAGAACAAGAAAAAAAUUAUAAGAAAACACAAGAACUGGAAAAUAACCAAAAAUAUCUUGAAAUUAAAAUUAAGAACUUAGACAAAGAACCUGAGAAUGAAUUUGAAUGGAUCCAAGAGCAACAACAAAAACAAGGACCAACACAAGAUCACAAUAAAAAACAAGAGGAAGAAGAGAAAAAUCAGAGACAUGGAAAAUCAAAAAAGCAAGCACCAAAACAAAGACAAGAAGAAGUAGAGGAACCAGAGCAAAUUCUAGAAGAGAAAAAGCAGAAACUAGAGCAAUAUCAAGAACAAGAAUAAGUACAGAAAAAUAGAGUAAAAACCAAAAAAAACAAAACAAUAUACUUUCUAAACUAUUCAUGAAUUCUGGAUUAUAUAAAUUUUCCCAUUUAUUUUUUAAUGAUAUAUAUUAGUCUAUUUCUCCCUCUUUUAACCUCAUGACAUGUAUGGAAUAAAGAAAAAAACAUAAUUUAAAAAAAUUUUUAAAUUCACAAAUUGCAGAUCGUCAAUUUUAAAUUUAGGCACUUAUUUUUCAUUGUUGCAUUUAACACAUUUUUAAAAAAGAGAUGAAUCAUAGUGUCUACAAAAUGUACUGGGUAUUUUUCUGGCUUUAUUUAAUGUCCCCUGAUUCUAUAUAUAGGAAGAUUGCAUAGCGUGAAACAUAAUAUUGAUACAAUAUUAUUUGUGUUGAAUACAAUAACAAAUAAUUUAAAAAAAAUAUUUCAGGGAGGGAAGACCCAUCCUCAAAUGUUGUAUAAUUUCAAAUAAAAAAGUUAUUAAAUAAGUUUUUAUGGAUUUUCCACCCUAUGUUUCCGCCUCAAAAUUUAUUUAAAGCUACUUAUAGACAUUCACCGUAAUUGUUUUGUAUUUUUUUUGCUCGUAAGAACGGGAAAAAAUACUUUGUGAUAUAACUAUAUAACCCGGUUUAAUGAUAAGUA
This is a messenger RNA of Eurytemora carolleeae, 1575 nucleotides long. Its product is annotated as cilia- and flagella-associated protein 251. NCBI's taxonomy places the organism in Eukaryota, Metazoa, Arthropoda, Copepoda, Calanoida, Temoridae. The record is from RefSeq and is a predicted model, not a curated record. The transcript is spliced from 6 exons. Bases 356 to 937 code for a protein of 193 amino acids.